AGGAAGCGACAACCCAAAAAGAGAGCAGGCUGGAAGAAGAAGAAGAAGAAGCAGAAGAAGAAGAAGAAAAAAAAAACAGUGGAGGCCCCAGAUCAUAUCGUUGGAUUGGCUUCUCCACGUCAGAUCCACUGCCGGGGGUCGCAAACCUCGGCCUGGACCCGACCUGCCACUUCUGAGCCGUUUCUGUAGGAGUUAGGUUUUUACGUGGCACAGUCCUGAGCAUGUCCUGCUCAUAAGGCUGAAGUACCUGCCACACAGAGGAAACAGGCGAGUCUGUUUGAACUUGGCCAUGGCCCACACCACCGGUAUCCAGUAUGAGCCAGUGGCAGAGAUCGGAGGCGGUGCUUACGGGACUGUUUAUAAGGCCCGGGACACAGAGAGCGGGCAGUUUGUUGCUCUGAAGAGCGUGCGUGUCCAAACAGACCAAAAUGGCCUGCCUAGCUCCACAGUCAGAGAGGUGGCUCUGUUGAAAAGGCUGGAGCAGUUUGACCACCCAAAUGUAGUCAGGCUCAUGGAUGUAUGUGCCACCCAGAGGUCGGAGCAGGAGACUAAAGUCACCCUGGUCUUUGAGCAUGUAGACCAAGACCUCAAGACAUACCUCGAGAAAGCUCCAGCCCCCGGGUUAUCUCCCGACCGCAUUAAAGACUUGAUGAGGCAGUUGCUGUGUGGUCUUGCAUUCCUUCACUCUAACCGCGUGAUGCACAGAGACCUGAAACCAGAGAAUAUUUUGGUAACCAGCCAGGGCCAGGUGAAGCUGGCUGACUUCGGACUAGCCAGGAUCUACAGCUGCCACAUGGCUCUGACUCCUGUGGUGGUGACGCUGUGGUAUCGCCCCCCUGAGGUCCUGCUACAGUCCAGUUAUGCCACACCUGUGGACAUCUGGAGCACAGGCUGCAUCUUUGCUGAGAUGUACCGACGCAAGCCGUUGUUCUGUGGAGAAUCAGAAGUGGACCAACUUGGGAAAAUUUUUGAAGUUAUUGGCCUGCCGCCAGAGGACGAGUGGCCGACUAAUGUUACGCUCUCAAGAAAAAACUUUCCCCCUCUCACGCCUCGCCCAAUCAGCGACUUUGUUUCCGAGAUAGAUGAGCAGGGGGCACAACUAUUGCUGAAAAUGCUGACCUUUGACCCCUUGAAACGAAUAUCUGCCCUGAAUGCACUAGAACAUCCAUAUUUCCAGGAUGAGGAGAAAUUGACUCAAACAAAAAGCUGAAGUGAUGCAGCGAAACAUGCAGCGAGAGGUAACAGCGUCUAAGUUUAGACCUGGCCUACCAACAAAGGAUUUCAGUUUCAUUCAGUGCAUUGCCUUUCAACAUUUCUGGGUUACGCUUUGGGAUAUUAUUUUAUUACUCCUGUAUCAAAAAAGGAUUAAAGCCUGAGAAAUGGGAUAAAAAAAAAUGAAGAGGAGUGAACUUAAGGAUCACUGGCAUGCUUUCCAACAUGUAAAUGUCACAGUUAAUGAUGUUAACAUGUCACGUCUUCAAGGACAGUACCAGUGUUUUUGAUGUUUUGAUUUCUGUAUCUGUCUCAUCAGCAGAGACUCAUACAUACAAAGAAACGUCUGUCGUCCUCUUCUCAGACGCUGCUCGUGUUUAGACAGAAAGAAGCAGCGAUGUCGUCUUUUCUUGUUACAGGCUGAACAAAGUCUGAUAGAAGUGCCACCUCAGAGGGUCAGAGCAGCCGGUCGUUUGUGAUUUUACUGUAUUUCUGACAAAAGGAAAUCUGUAUUAAAAUUAUUAAACAUAACUGUAUUUAAAUCAUGAAGAAAAGCAACAAUAGUUUUGACAUAGAACAAAAACGCACAAGAAAGACACGUGACAAAAUACUGGUAUUGCUCUUAGAAAAAGUAAGAGAAGUUAUGUUUAUUGAAGGACUGAAGGAUUGGACCUCAUUUUAUGUUUAACAUUUUCUUGUCAGCUGCUAAAACCGUCUGAAAUCAACCAGCACUGCAACUACAAGUGAAUAGAGAACAGUUUAAUCACAUUCAGACUUCAUUUGUGUAUUAUGGAAGUCCAUACAAAAUGAAUAAAUAUGAUUCUAAGAAAACUGAAAUGGACUGAAAUAUUUUGUGAAAAACACAACUAUAUUGAAUACUAAGAAAAAGAAAAUACUUAGUAGCCCAACUAAACAGAUUUUUUCUUCUAACAUUGCCUAAAUAUACAGUUAAUGAAUGUGACUGUCAGAGAUGUUGGUUUUUGUGGGUGAACUGUUAUGGCGUCUUUCUCAAAGGGUUACUCAAACCG
This is a messenger RNA of Toxotes jaculatrix (banded archerfish), 2240 nucleotides long. It is a transcript of the gene cdk4, whose product is annotated as cyclin-dependent kinase 4. The record is from RefSeq and is a predicted model, not a curated record. Gene Ontology annotation, cellular component: cyclin-dependent protein kinase holoenzyme complex; cytoplasm; nucleus. Gene Ontology annotation, molecular function: cyclin-dependent protein serine/threonine kinase activity; cyclin binding; ATP binding. Gene Ontology annotation, biological process: regulation of G2/M transition of mitotic cell cycle; signal transduction; G1/S transition of mitotic cell cycle. NCBI's taxonomy places the organism in Eukaryota, Metazoa, Chordata, Actinopteri, Toxotidae. The transcript is spliced from 8 exons. Bases 290 to 1210 code for a protein of 306 amino acids.